Messenger RNA from Osmia bicornis bicornis, 891 nucleotides. RefSeq lists its product as uncharacterized. The transcript has 2 exons. Lineage: Eukaryota; Metazoa; Arthropoda; Insecta; Hymenoptera; Megachilidae. The record is from RefSeq and is a predicted model, not a curated record. Bases 1 to 891 code for a protein of 296 amino acids.
AUGAAGGGAUUCGCGGUACUCGCACAAUUAUUCCGUCAACAGGCUCUGGUGCUUCCACUUUUGCUGAUCGUCGGAUGCGUCACCGGCGAGAUCGAGAGACGUACCUCGAAGCAGAUGGUCGAGGAGUCGCCGGAAAGUUUGGCCUCGACUUUGAGCAAAGACUGCGGCAAGUCCUACAGUGCCACUUGCCUCAAGUUAGACGUGGUCUCAUUCCUGGACAGGUUGUCCGAGCAAGCGGACAUCAGCAUUUUACCUGGGGUGUCCGUGAUCAAGGAAAAUGACACGGCCAACGUGCCAGCGUCCGAGGUGGUCGCCAAUUUGGCCCGGGACUUCCCCAACGACGUGGAGAAAAGGCUGGACGCUUAUUUGGUUCAUAAAGUCGGCAGUUAUCUGAACAGUCACUCGAUAUCCAUUAAACUAUUCGACCCGAGGACCUUCGAGGCUGCUAGGAACUUCAACGAGGAGACGCUGGCUCAACUCGGUUUGGGUGGAGGACAAAGCGUCGGAACUGGACGGAAGAAGGAUAAGGGUGGCAACGGUGGACUGAUGGCUGGAUUGUUGAUGAUGAAGGGCACCCUAGGUGCUGUCGGAUUUGGUGCUCUUGCUCUGCUAGCCGGUAAAGCCUUGAUGACCGGUCUGAUGGCUCUUAUGUUGUCAGCUAUCGUUGGAUUAAAGAGUUUGACAAGCGGCGGCGAGAAGAAGACCACCUACGAGAUCGUCAGCAAACCAGUGUACUCGACCUCUCACACGCACAGCUCCGAAGAACAUCACGGUCACGGUUACGGCCAUUCGGGAUACGGUAGAUCCUUGGAUGCCAUUCAAGAUUCCGUUCACCAAGCUGUAUUGAAGUACGGAAACGCGAGGGACCGCCGAUCGCUUCGGCAAAAUUAA